AUGGCGACCAUCGAGGAUAAGUACAAGCGUCGUUUGAUGACGUGCAUGACACACGUCUUGCCCGAAUUUGACGAAGCCGCCAAGACUUGUACCCUUUCCCUCUCCGACGUCAAGGGGAUUCAGACCCUGAUCGAGCACGAUAACCACGAAAACCGCAGGAAGUUCGAGAAUCUGAUCGUGGAAGGUAUUCCUGUUUUUACAGCUUAGGAUUAGGUAGUAUGCUGCGACUCACCAUUUUAUUCAGCGUCAUUGUUGCAUCUUAGGAAGAUGAUACAGCGAAUAGGACACUUAGUAAAAGUAACUAUGUCCAAUCUGAAAAAUGAAUGAAUUCGAGUAUUGAUUCCAACAUUUUUCGCAAAAAUAAAAAACGAAAACCCCAGAUGCAUGCUUUCGUCCCUACUACAACUGCUAUUCCAUAUCCAUUUUCCCCAAAAAUAGAAAACCGAUGCAUGCCUCCUUCCCUACUACAACUUUUCGCAAAAAUAAAAACUUCGGAAAAUGCCAGAUGCUUGCUUCCGUCCCUACUACAACUGCUCCCUGGACGAGCAGCGUGAGCAUGCGCUGAGGCGAUUGCAAGCGUUUUGCAAGAAGGACAUCAUAAAGGUCCAGGACUUCGAGAGCAACCCCAUGAACAUCUUCAUGGCGCACGAUGCCGCUGCCCUCGUCGAUGGUUCCUUUGCGACCAAACUGACUGUGCAAUUCAACCUGUGGGGUGGAACCGUCUACCGUCUCGGCUCCGAAGAACAUCGACAGUUCUUCGCGAACAAGACGAACUCCAGUGAUGUGGUGGGCUGCUUUGGGUUGUCGGAACUGGGAUUCGGAAACAACGCGGUUGAGAUGGAAACUUAUGAAGAUUUUUGCUCCUGAAAAUUUCGAACACGCACCACCUUCAAGAUGAAGUAGAACACUAUCACUAUACAUCAUAGUUAACAAUUUAAUGGCUCGAAAAAUGAUGUAGUACGACACGAGAUCGAGAAGUGCAUGUUCCUCUUGAUGUUGAUCAUCAUCAUGUAGUGUGCUAUUAUAAGUAAGGUCUCCCCGUCCCUGCCAUUACCUCUCCCCCAUUACCUCUCCCCCGUCCCGACUCUAAUCCCCCACCGCCACGUACAACAAGGAGGACGACACGUUCUCUAUCCAUUCGCCAAGCGUGUUGUCGCAGAAAUACUGGAUUACCAAUGGCGCUUGCCACGCUCACUUCUGUGUGGUCUUCGCUCAGCUGAUCAUUGACGGAAAGAGGCAGGGCGUGCACGGUUUCAUCACGCAGAUCCGAGAUCUGAAGUCGCUUCAGACCAUGCCAGGGUGCAGAGUUGAGGAUAUGGGAACCAAGAUCGGCCUCAAUGGCAUCGAUAAUGCGAAGAUUCUGUAAUUUUACACUGCUACUGAAGAACCCUUCUUCGCCAGAAAAAGAAUGAACAUUUCAAUAGGAUUAGCUUUUUCAUGUUUAUCAUCAAAAUCAUUGAUUCUCUUUACCCUUUCAGGUUCGAACAAGUGAGAAUUCCGCGAUCCCAUAUGCUGUCAUCCUAUGCGGAAGUUGAGAAAGGCGGUAACUAUGUUUGGAAAGCCGGUGCCAAGGCUCCUAAGCUUCGUGAGAGAUUCCUGCGUUUAGCCGAUCAGCUUCUGAGUGGUCGAUUGUGCAUCAGCAGCAUGAUGAUUGGCGCGACGAAGGUACUUCGGUUUUGUUCUCUCUGUUUUUUUAGGAUUAUGCUAGAAGUUGUUGAAGUUGAAAGUGUAUUUGUUUCUCGAAAUUCAAAAAAUAGAGUCUGUUUUUAUAAUAGAAGGGAAUCAAGAAUCUUGCUUCAAAGCGAAGAAGAAAUAUUAUCUUCUUCCUUAACUAAUAAAUCUGAAACCACAUCAUCUUCAUCACGAAACCACUACCACACAGGUUGUCACCACAAUCUCCACGCGUUACAUGCUGACUCGUCUUGGCGUUGGUCCUAACGGUAAGAGCGACACGCCAAUCCUCGACUACCAGCUGUGCCAGCACGAAGUCUUCCCCUUGAUCGCUAGAUGCUACGCGACCCAGUUCUAUCACAACUACGUCAAGCGACGCUACGCCGCUCGCACAAAGCUGGGCUUGGACCCAAACCACGAUCCAGGACAGUUGUUGCGUGAACACAUGGAAUUGGUCAUUCUUUGCUCGUCGGUGAAGCCAGUAGCCGCUUGGCUGUGUGACAAGGCAGUAGUUGUGUGCCGCGAGCGGGUGGGUGGAGUCGGAUUUUUGGAAGCAAACGGAUUUGGUGGAAUGUUCGCGCAUGCAGGUACAACUAUUCCUGAAUAUGAAUAACCCUCCGAUCAUAUAAUUGUUUUAAUUUGUACUUCUUGAAAGAAGAAGAUAGAAUCGUUGUGCAGGAUUCACAACCUAACCUAACCUAACCAAGAUAGAAGAUUCGUUACUAACUCAACCUGCGGCUCGUUGUUCUUCUCGUUCUCUGUCUUCUCCACGAGUAACUAACAUCCAUGAAAAUCACGAACUACCAAUUACAGGCAUCACUGCCGAAGGCGAUGCUCGCGUUCUCUGUGCCAAGGUCACCAAGGAAUUGAUGGAGAUUCUCGAAAAGGGAUCGAACACUGCAGCAUUGAACCCAAUCAUCGACACCGCGAAGUACCAGGUGAACUGGAACGAUUUGGAGACGGCGGUGGGAAAUGAUGGUACUCUAAUUUGCUUUUUCGAAUAAGUCGUUUUUUGAAAUUCUUGUCAGGAUCAUAUUGAUCUCUCUCGAAGAACAUGUUGAUGUUGUUCUGUAGUAUUCAUGCCUGUCUCAGCGGUGCUUCAUGGCUCUACUCGAGCCUGAUUCGUCCCGGCAACGUGGCUUGGCCACAAGUUCGCGGACCCUUGAAACUUGAACCUUGAUGAAAGAAUCUUCAAAGAGCAUCAACAGUAGCAUGAGAUGAAAUGCAAAGAGGGAAAAAGAAAGGAAAGAUGACUAAACAGGUCACAAAAGAAAGAGAAAAAUUAGAGACCUUCGGUCGGAGGCAAUGCAAACGCCUCUUGCUAGGCACAUUCAUUCAUUCAUUCAUUCACUCAUUCACUCAUUCACUCACUCACUCAUUCACUCAUUCACUCAUUCACUCACUCACUCAUUCACUCAUUCACUCAUUCACUCACUCACUCAACAUCAACUCCUACGUCCCACUCCCAGCACAAUCAUCAUCUAAAUUUGUCAUUCUCUCAACAUUACAACAGCGGCGAAGAUGCAAGCUAUGAUUUGCGAGAUUGAGAAGCUGAUGGCAAACCGCGUGAAGCUUGCCUGCGACAUGUUCAAGCAGAAGUUGACCGAGUUCAUGAUGAAGGGUGACAAGGCUUUCCGCUACAAGAUCUUCGACGCCAACCUGAAGGAGUUCUCCGAUGAAAUUCAGCUGGUGGCAGCAGCCUAUGCGCAGUGGGAGUCCGUUCGCGCGUUUAAUCUCGUGAUCAAGUCCGCUGGUCAGGAUCCGGACCUCCUCCACGCCACCACCGAGAAACAGCCAAAGCUGUCCGCUGCCUGCGUCUGCGUGCUUGGCCGACUCGCCUUGCUCUACGCCAUUGACGUGCUUUCCGAAGACGCGAUCAACUGCAUGAACCUGGGCGUGAUGUCGCCAGCAGACUUGCAAUCGUUGCGUGCAAUGAAGUUAAGGCUAAAUCAGAGUAGAUAUAAUCCAUCUCUAUUCGGUGCUUCCUCCUUCCUUAAAAAAGUAUCUAUCUUCUGACAGUCUACUUUAAGGAUGUUGUUUUACUUCGGUGCGUCCUUCCUUAAAAGAGUAUCUAUCUUCUCCCUGACAGUCUUUGAGAGUGCAGCGGCUGGUGGUCUCUUCAAGCACAAACGAUCAGGGACCUCGACGGACAACUUUUUUACUUUACAUAUUAUGAAUCUUUAGUUAAAUUAUGAAUGCAACGUCUAAAGAAAGCGUCCAUCUGCAAGUGCUUGCGUCCGGAAAUCGUCUCCGUGUUGAACGGCAUGGGUAUCGAUGACCGCGUGAUCUGGCGACCAAUCGGCAAGGACUGGAAGAACUUCAACAAGGGUGACAACUUCGGAGAGGUCGUUGACACCGGACGCUACUUGACGAAGGAGAGCUAAGAAGAAGAAGCAGUAGCAGUACUGACGUCCAAAGGACGCUACUUGACGAAGGAGAGCUAAGAAGAAGAAGCAGUAGCAGUAGUACUCGCUUGAAAACUUCUAGAGACUAUUGAACUACUACUGAAGCAGCGUCCUCGUUGACUUUGGGAACAGAAAUGCUGUGCACGACAUGGUUGUACAUAUCGUUAUGAUCGUGGUAGUCGAACAUCGUCAUGCUACAACUAGUAAAAAUUCAUCAUCUUCAAGAACAAGUACUAGUAAUCAUCUUGUCCAAGAACAACAAGUACUUCUAGUACAACAAGGAAAGGAAACCAGAUGAUGACGAAGCAAAACUCAGAGGAGGAGGUGGUAACUUCACGUUUGGCGAGUUGCAAUUUUUUGAACAUUUUCCCAUAGUGCCGGAACACUGAACAGAACAAGAAUAAUGUCGUCGCUGUACUCAAGUCCUCGAACACUGUAACUCCUGAUUGAGAACAAAGUUAGUCACAAAAGAAACUCUGCAGCUAGCAGAAAAAUGACAUUGCAGUGAAGAAGAUCAUGAUGAAAUUAGUCUUAGUGUCCUUGCCGUGGCAGGUUUGGGACGCUUUUUUCUGUUGGGAAGUAGUACUAGUUUCAGAAUCUUCACGAGACCAAGAAUGAUGUUAUGGUUUUCCUAUCCAUAGUCGUAGUAGAGAGGAUAUAGAUCAUAUACUAUGCACACACUGGCGAGUAGUUACUAAUCUUCUAUCGUAAUUAGAAAAAUAGCAAUCAAAUACUUAUACUUUGCAGACAGUACUCAUCUACAUCUGCUCGUCUGCUGCAUUUACCUUGUUGGAAUGAAGAGUUACUGCCUCCCACGAUAGAUAUCCGCCCUUAUCUAUUUUUACGGAUGUUGACUGUAACUUCUUCUACGUGAAGUAGAAACCAACUACACAAUUUUGUUGUGACUGAGAGUGACUGCACUGUGCCUGUGGUGCGCAGUGUCGGUUAUGUAUCUUUCAUCUACAACAUCAACUGUCAACAACUGCAUGUCGUAACAAGUAGUUGAUGGUGAUUUUUUGUUGGUGGAUCAUUCUCUUCCCAUCGCAUCGAGCUUGCGGGGAACCUCUGUGCUCCUGCUUAUGGUACUUACUUAUAUGGAAUCUACUCCUUGUUCAGUUUUCAGCGUUAGCGUAUAAUGCUGACACGAAAUAACCAAAAUGUAGUUGUUGGUUUUCAUUCUUCAUAUUGCAUUCGAUAGGUAAGUAUCAUGCUCAGAUGUCCUGAUGGGCGGGAAGACAUAGUCCCAGGUUCUUUGACAAAUAGCAAAACCGCUCCACGCGACCACAAGGACGAUUGGGAUGCUGCUUUUAGCAGCAUCAAUCUCAAAAACAUGGUUGAUGUCAUUCAUUUACAUAAUUUUCUUCAUUUGUAACAUCGCCAUUUUUUCCAAUAUGUAUUCACGUUAAUUAUUUUUCUGCAAAAAUUAUUGCAGCAGAUGAGACUCUACAACUCAUUCAUCUUGGUUCAACCGUUAAUUGUAAAGACAAAUUAUUUGUGAAGUUUGUUAUCGUUGUUGACAGCAUAAUUAUCAUGAUUGGGUCCAAGAUACAUAGAAACCACAGGGGAGAGCAAAGCGUCGAAAUUCAGGAGCAAGAAGGAAGUAAAAAUGCAAGUGCAAAACAUUAACAUCAUGAUAAUUGUUUUCAAAGGGAAAGGACCAUCAUAUUCGAGAAUACAAACCACAAAGCAAGAGCGACGACCCGUGGCUCAGAGCCAUUGUAUUCCGGUUCCUACUUAUUGCUGGUGCAUGUGUUUUCCUACUCAAAACAAGCUCCUGAAGGUGUCUCUGCGACGAACCAAGAAUUUAUUUUCUUCAAGAUGUGGCGAUGAAUCAAAUUCAUGACAAAGAAAAGUGUAAGUGCUC
Messenger RNA from Amoebophrya sp. A25, 5940 nucleotides. The record is from the annotation of a GenBank genome assembly. Lineage: Eukaryota; Dinophyceae; Syndiniales; Amoebophryaceae.